Asterias rubens (European starfish) is the source of this 1003-nucleotide messenger RNA. RefSeq lists its product as uncharacterized. Gene Ontology annotation, cellular component: Shu complex. The transcript is spliced from 7 exons. Lineage: Eukaryota; Metazoa; Echinodermata; Asteroidea; Forcipulatida; Asteriidae. Gene Ontology annotation, molecular function: single-stranded DNA binding. The coding region runs from base 4 to 876 and encodes 290 amino acids. Gene Ontology annotation, biological process: double-strand break repair via homologous recombination. The record is from RefSeq and is a predicted model, not a curated record.
AAAAUGGCUGCGCCCGUCGUAGUGAAAAUGUUUCCAUCAGUUGUCUAUGACAAUAGUGAGGAAAAAUGCCACCUAAAUGAACGAGAUACGGAACUUGACUUAAGAAAUGACUUAUUUGGAGUGAGGAUUCCUGGGAAGAGUAACAGGUGUUUACUUAUAGGUAAACGAAGCAGCGGUCGGACGUCCCUUUUGUUCCAGUGUGCGCUAAGCUCUGCUUUGGAGGGUCGGAGGGUCAUUUUAAUAACACACAGUAAAUUCCAGACACUACCAUUAUGUGUUCACGGAGCGCCACAACCUGAGCCAUUGCUGAUGAAACAGAUUCAUAUCCUAUAUCAUCAAGACAGAUCGUCUGUCUUGGAGUACCUUGCCAGGAUUCAAACCUUCCCAGUACUUCCCGAUGUUAUCAUUAUUGAUGACGUGGAUUUCUAUGCAACACAUCCAAAGACACAAGACACUGCUUCCACGGUGGCCAAGCUCUGUGCUUAUUUAGUUGAUACAGCCACGUUCAUCGAAACACAAAGAAUCAAAAUUCAGGAAAGCACAAGUAAAAACAAUGAUCAGGAACAUAGAUGUUUAGUAAUCGGCUCAGUUUCCAUGACAACCAAUGGAGAAGUCAGCCACCAACACAUUUAUGAAAGCUUCCUUCCUACAGUUCUUAGGAUUUCAGGGGUAGCUGGCACAGACAAUGUCCACCAGCUCUCCCUCCACCCAAAUGGUACGGCUCAGUCAAACUGCACUAUCACAUAUGAAAUCCAGGACAGCAUCCGACUGCUGGACUACAAUACAGGGGAAGCAGCUUUUGGUAUUUCUCAAGAGUUCUCGCAGGAAACUGAGGCCCCUGGAGUUACUUGUGCUUUUACUCCGUUAACCUGUUAACCUUGAACCUGUGACGCAUAACUCUGAAGUACCUGGUAUGGGAGAUGGUUUGUUGGAAGUAGGUCAACAAGUUGCAGUGUAACAAGAAAUGAAGAUAUUAUACACAUAAUGAAUGUUUAUGAGUGCA